CCGCCUCAAGGGGGGAGUGGUAACCCCCAGGGUCGCCGCGUUGCUGAGCGAGAGGGCCCGUCGGCGGGUGAUGAGAGCGUGGAAGAGAAAUCUCAUCGAAAACCCGCCGGCGGCCGGAUCUCGGAUCCUGGAGGCCGUCCUACCGCACCUGGACGAAUGGGUGGGCCGCCCGUUUGGCGGCCUGUCCUACAGGACGACACAGGUGCUCACCGGGCAUGGUUGCUUCGGUGAGUACCUGUGCAGGAUUAAGAAGGAACCAACGACACGGUGCCAUCACUGUGGUGCCGCCCGGGAUUCCGCGCAGCACACGCUGGUAGACUGCCCAGCGUGGGAAGAGCUGCGCGGAGUCCUGAGGGCGGAAAUAGGUAAUGACCUCUCCCUGCCGGCCAUCAUUAGCCAAAUGGUCGGCAGGGAAAGUGCCUGGAAAGCGGUCUCCUCCUUCUGCGAACAAGUAAUGCUGCAGAAGGAGGAGGCCGAGAAGAUG
Messenger RNA from Solenopsis invicta (red fire ant), 484 nucleotides. RefSeq lists its product as uncharacterized. The annotation marks the transcript as partial. The record is from RefSeq and is a predicted model, not a curated record. The transcript has a single exon. NCBI's taxonomy places the organism in Eukaryota, Metazoa, Arthropoda, Insecta, Hymenoptera, Formicidae.